Messenger RNA from Amphibalanus amphitrite, 1920 nucleotides. RefSeq lists its product as uncharacterized. Lineage: Eukaryota; Metazoa; Arthropoda; Thecostraca; Balanomorpha; Balanidae. The record is from RefSeq and is a predicted model, not a curated record. The transcript is spliced from 3 exons. Bases 1 to 1920 code for a protein of 639 amino acids.
AUGAAGAAGUUCGCUCGAUUCUGGAAGGACAGGGACCGUUCAGAGAGUGCUGGGGCCGCGGCUCCGGCCCCGUUCACGGACAUCCAGCGGGCGGCAUCUCCGGAGCCGCGUCUCUCCUACAUCAAGCACGACUCGCGGCGGCGCAGUGACCGGUUUAGCCUCCGCCGUCGUCGACAGACUCGGGAUACCCCGCCGCGCCGUGCGGAGAGCUGUGAGACGCUCUACGAGGCGCCCUCCUCGCCGGGUCCGCGCGCUCCAACCGGCGCUGAGAGCUCGGACCGACGGGGAGGACUGGCGCGCGGCGCCGUCGGCUCGGCAGAGGACCUGUGUCACCGCGAGGAGACAUGGAGGAGGUCCGGCUCGACGGAGACACUCCAGUCUGGCCGCCGAUCUGGGUCUGGCACCCGACUCGGCUGGAGCUGGCGAUGGAAGCGCGGAUCCAGCUCCGAUCGCUCCGCCGCCGCCGAGGGCCCAGCGUCGGCCCGUGCAGGUCCUCCGGCCGCCUCUCUGGAUGACUUCCUGGGCAGUGUGUUGAGCGUGUCUGCGACGGGAGCAGAGAGGGUGGAGGCGGAGCGCGACCCGCCCGUGUCGCCCGACCAGGGGUACCGCUCCAGUGGCCGGAGUACGGAGGAGUUGCACCACCUGGCCGUCAAGACCGGCACCGAGCGGCACGGAGAACGAGUGGAGGAAGAGGAUGUGACAGAAGCGACAAAUGAAACCCGGCACGAAGUGGAGACGCAUGAGGCUAGAGAGAUGGAAGGGGGAUGGACCCAGCGUGUUCGUGCUCCGCCUGUAGCUGCCGAGAGGCAUGACGGCGGCGCAGCCGUCGGACGGCGUUCUCAGGACGAAGCGAACCUAGACCGUCUCCCAGCCGUCGGAGGUGACAGCACAACUGACUACAGUGACAUCACGAGCGGACACCGUGAUAUCACGAGUGGAUACCAUGACACGGUGGCUGCAGUUCGCGGUAACGAGCCGAGAAGUCGCGGCAGUGUGCUGGGUCUGAUGCUCCCGGACGAUCCAGUCUGUCUGGAACGUACCGGCGAUGCAUCCACACCUCUCUCUCAGCGGAACUCCGUCACAAUUCCGGCGGUCCAACUUCAGACAAACCUGACGCCGGUCCGCCGGCCGAGCCUGCCGAGAACUCCUCGCCUCUCAGCUACAACCGUCGUUGGCGGCGGAGGAGGAGGAGGGAUGUACGGCCGCGCCGACAGUUCCCCCAGCUCUGACGACACCGUCGACGCGGUGACGGACGACGACAACGACGAAAACGACGACGGUCUGUCCGUGGGCGCCGAUCAGCUUCGGGCGGCUCAGCGGCACUGCCAGCGCGUCUGGGAGGCGGCCGGAGCUGUGCCGGGGGUACCAGCGGCGACUGUACCUUCACCGGGGGUACCGGUACUGGCGCUGAGGUACCGGCCGGCCCCACCGUACCGCGAGCACGACCCGCUGGGCGGUACGCCGCCGGUACCGCCGCCGCAGCGGGACCGACCACCGCCGUACCAGCCGCGAUCCUCCGACUGCAGCGAGCGGGUAGAGCGAGAGGAGGAGCAGGCAGAGCAGGAGGGGAUCGGGCUGCAGGUGAAGCGGCCGCUGCAUGAGCAGGCCUCUGAAGACGCCACGCCCCCCGCCGCGGACGGCUGUCCUGUGCAGAGGGAGCACACGGUACGGGUGGGAGCCGACCCCAGUUACCCAACCAAGGCGGGAAGGUCGGCGGAGGAGGACUCUGCUUACCGGCGACUGGGAGAACAGGACGAGUCCCGACGGGUCACCUUCAGAGUGGCCGGCAAACAUAUCGUACCAACCCGGUUUGGCCCCGCGCCUGAGAGCCGCCACAUGGAAAACAUCGCUGGGAGACUCUCCAAUGUCAUCGUCAAUGUGACUUUGGGAGGUCGCUCGUGGUUUCCGGGCUGCUACUGA